AUGACGGCCAACCACCAGCUGAAGGUGGUUUUUCUUUGGUUAAUACUGAUCUUUUGGAAGAUGUUGAAGAAAGGGGUCAACGCCAUGCUCAGGAAAGUCGCCGUGGCCGCCGCCUCGAAGCCCCAUGUGGAGAUCCGCCAGGAUGGGGACCAGUUCUACAUCAAGACCUCCACCACCGUCCGCACCACUGAGAUCAACUUCAAAGUGGGGGAGAGCUUUGAGGAGGAGACAGUAGAUGGGCGGAAAUGCAGGAGUUUAGCCACUUGGGAGAAUGAAAACAAGCUCUACUGUAAGCAGACGCUUCUGGAAGGGGAGGGCCCCAAAACGUACUGGACAAGAGAAUUGGCUGGAGACGAGCUGAUUUUGACUUUUGGUGCUGACGACGUUGUAUGCACAAGAAUUUACACACGGGAGUGAACAAUGCCAACCUAUCCCUCUCUCUGCAGGGAAGGGGCUGAAGAGGUGGAUCCACAAGCAGAUGUUGUGAAAGGUCCUGCAGAGUAAACAUCCCUGCAUGUUGUUUUAAGGGCAGGUUCCUGCGUGAUCGUACAUGUCGUCUCAAAUCCCAGCUCACCAGCCCGUAUCUCGAGGUUUUUUGUUUUGCUUUACGACUCCAGGUCCCACUAGAAUUUACGUGUGUACGUGUGCAUGUGAGUUUACGGGUACAAACCCCUUUCAUUCCCCGCUGCUCGCCGGUAUUUGUAGCUUCGCGUUUGUAUGAUUUGAGCAGUGAUUAAAUUCCUUGGCUAUCG
Molecule: messenger RNA, 752 nt
Organism: Python bivittatus (Burmese python)
Lineage: Eukaryota; Metazoa; Chordata; Lepidosauria; Squamata; Pythonidae
Source: RefSeq, a predicted model, not a curated record